AUGAAAUCCUUUGGUUUCCUCCACACAAACUUCAUUAUUGGAGCAUUUGCGAGCGUUGCUAUCCCAUGCCCUAUAACACCGUCUUUGCUUUCGAUUUUGAAGGCUGCUGCCGCUGAACCCAGGGUGAAUGGCAAAGUUUCAGAUACUGCCCAUGCCAUCCAAUCAAGGCUUGCAGGGAAGAUCUCUUAUCAGUUCGCUGCGGAUGGCUCACUGCCCCUGGUGUGGAGGAAGAUCGAAAAGAUAUUCGCAAACGGCCAGCAUUACACUUUAGUCGAACUCGCCUUGGAGCUUGUUGCUUCAGGACUCUUGUCACCAGGCAUUCUUGCGGGGCUCAACCAGUAUCAAAUCUCUCAGUUGAACUCGUUUGGUAACAUGAAUCCGGUAUUAGCAGAUCAACCCAUAUAUCCUAAGAAAGCUGCCGAGGAUGUGCCAUAUAGGGUCGCGGAGGACGCCCUCCGAGCCGCUAUAGUUAUACCAGACGAUCUGGCCCAGAGGAAAAGUGGAAUCAAGCCUGUACUCCUCAUUCCCGGCACGGCCGUUCCCGCCGGCCCAACGUUUCAGUACAAAUUUGGAAAGCUACCAAAGGUCAUACCCAAGGCAAGCAUGGCCUGGGCCAAUAUACCUUCCUCCUCUUUGGGGGAUGUCCAGGUCAACUCAGAAUAUAUUGCGUACGCUAUUAAUCAUAUCUCAGCACUCUCGAAGAGUAAUGUGACCAUCAUAGCCCAUUUGGCAUUCAAGUAUUGGCCGUCCAGGCGUGAGGUGGUUGAGGACCUAGUUGCCAUCAGUCCCGACUUCCACGGGACUAUGGAAGCAACACUUGUUUACCCAUUUUUCUCGAAAAUCAUCUGUGCCCCUGCCAUUUGGCAGCAGGGGUGGCGCGCCGACUUCGUUAACACGUUGAGACGAGUUGGAGGGGAUUGGCUUGUGCAACCGAUGAGUGGAAAGCAGGCUUCCGGGAUUCUUCAAGGUUUCCCAAUUGCGGACGUGUCCAACAACCAUGUGCAGACCAUCUGUCGGAAACGGCGCGGUGGCGGUGUUUACACUCAAGAGGGGCUCCUCUACAGUUCUCUGGCAUGGGCACUUGUCGUCGAUGCGUUCCAGCAUGACGGCCCAGGAGACCCAUCCCGACUCAAUCUCACGAUGGGCACGGAGGGAAUGGUUUUGGUGGCUUUGGCUGAAGUCCUCGAGUAUAAGCCGAAGAUAUCCCAGGAACCCAACAUCAUGGAUUAUGCCUUGUGA
This is a messenger RNA of Aspergillus homomorphus CBS 101889, 1239 nucleotides long. RefSeq names its product putative lipase. The transcript has 4 exons. Lineage: Eukaryota; Fungi; Ascomycota; Eurotiomycetes; Eurotiales; Aspergillaceae. The record is from RefSeq and is a predicted model, not a curated record. The coding region runs from base 1 to 1239 and encodes 412 amino acids.